This is a messenger RNA of Lentinula edodes (shiitake mushroom), 858 nucleotides long. RefSeq lists its product as uncharacterized. The record is from RefSeq and is a predicted model, not a curated record. The transcript has 2 exons. The coding region runs from base 1 to 858 and encodes 285 amino acids. Lineage: Eukaryota; Fungi; Basidiomycota; Agaricomycetes; Agaricales; Omphalotaceae.
AUGAUAGAACUACCUCUCGAAAUCUGGAUAUAUAUUGCUGCCUUUAUUCCAGAAGCUACGCUUCGUGAUCUGCUUGGGGUCAACUUGUUUUUCUACAAUAUCUCGAUGGACGUACGAUACAAGUCUGUCGUACUGCAACGAUUCAGCGCCGGAACAAAGAAGCUACUUUUACGACUUGCUGACCCGGCUGUCGGGAAGAGAGUGAGAUUCCUCACAGCAAGUCCUGACUUUCAAUUCUACGGUGCAGUAGCCUCCCCGCCAUCUUUCGGUGACAGAAUCAAUAUCCUUCAACAUGUCCUGCACUCGUUUCGCCGAUCUAGAUUUGAUCAUGUACUGCGACCGGAAAAAGAAGGGACUAUUGCAUUAAUCAAUGCAUUACCUGUAAUGUCGAAUGUCAUGGCAUUUACUGUUGAUUCUCAUUCUUGGGGAGAGCAUUCUGGUCCGGAGUUGAACACCUUCCUGAACACAGCUUGGACCUCGUUCAGUUCCAACUUGAAGAAACUUUCCCUCCGAGGACAUGCUGCCUCAUUUCGCACCAUCAUAACCUCUAAACCUUCAUUGCCGAAGGUUGAAGAGCUGUUUUUCGAGCUCAUUGAUAGCCCGUCUUCACCGUCUGACAUAGAGGACGUGGCUGACAUUCUGCUCACAGUCUUCGCGCCAUUCAUCAACAACUUUACACCUAGACUUCAGGCUCUCACGUUUUGGGCGUGGACCUCAUUUGAACUUUCUGCCUUGUUCAAGGCCCUAGGCAAUUUUCCCUUAUUGACGUGUUUCAACUUUCAGACCUCUUUUCCGCGAACGUUUAGGGAUGAUCCCCUAGUCUCUCGAACUUUCUUGCACGGCAUUGCGCCCAACUAG